Molecule: messenger RNA, 1194 nt
Organism: Protopolystoma xenopodis
Lineage: Eukaryota; Metazoa; Platyhelminthes; Monogenea; Polystomatidea; Polystomatidae
Source: the annotation of a GenBank genome assembly
AUGAACAAGUACACUUUGGUGGUACACCUCUUCAAUCUCCGUGCCCACUCUCGAGAAGCUAAGGUCCAUGCCAGUCUGGCCUAUCUGAAUCUUCUGCGUUCUCGCCUUGACGAGCGAGAAAAACAAUUGAAUGAAAUCCUUCAUGAAAUAGCUCAUGAUCGUGAUCGAAAGAGAGUCAUUCGAAAGCGUCAACCAUUACCAGUGAUUACUGUAGUCGGCUACACAAAUGCUGGAAAAACAAGUUUGAUCCGUCUGCUUAAGCCCCUAGCGAUUAAGCAACUCUCCACUCACCCUUCUGUACGAAUGGCAAACUCUCCCUUCCAUUCUACUAGUCUCGAUCCUCCAGAUCCCCUCACUUCUUCUACCAGCCAGUCAGCAGAGGAAGAUGAUGUUACGAGUACUCACCCUGCGGCAUUUCUGACGCCUCCACGGCUCUUCGUUUCAUCCCAUGUCUUUGCGACACUUGACCUUACUCAUCAUUUGGUUCGUCUGCCCACACCAGAAGAACGAUGUUCAACUUCAGAACGACUAUCUUCAAAUUCUGAGGUAGGCUCUGCUGGCCAGAUUGAAUCCAAACCAUCUGACUUUGCUGUCGCUACAGAUGCCGCGGAAUCUGCACCUGGCUUCCACGUAAUCCUUUUGGACACUAUAGGCUUUAUGGCCGACCUUCCUGCCAGUCUACUGCCUGCUUUUCGAGCUACUUUGAGAGAGUGCCUUGACACAGACCUUGUUUUGCACGUCGUUGAUAUAAAUGAACCUGAAUGGCCCCAAAAAGCUGCUCAUGUUGAGCGACUCAUUUGGAAGCCUGAAUCGUCUUUUCCUUCUGACAUGCCCCACUCUUCUCAAUCUAAAAACAAAAAAAUUACUCCAUAUGCCCCUAUUUCUUAUCCUGCACAAACACUCUCUCCUCCUACUUCCUCAUCCCUCUCUACCUCCCGCCCCUCUCCAGCUCCACCCUCUGUGGAUGUCAUCUUUUCUGCCCGCACUGGUAAUGGCCUAUUUAAUUUGAUCGACUUGCUUGAAGAUCGCUUGGUAAUCAAUGCAGACGUCUGUAACACUGAUUGUACUUCAUCGGUUCAAUCCUCCUUGGGAUUUUCACAGGUUUCCGACAAUAUAAAUGGCUCUAGGUCUACAGCCAGACAAUGGCACCGACGUACUCUGCUAGUUAAUCAAGGCAGCUCCGCAAUACAGUAA